AUAGGCAAUCUUAUUACAUCUUCUAAGCAACCAUUCCACCACUACACUCCCUUCUCCCUUCUCCCUUCUCUCUUAGCUCCGCCGCUUGUUCAUUGCACCGCUUCAAGAUGUCAUAUGAACCUGAUCCAGACGAUGAUAACUCCCUCAACGACAACUCCCUCAGCGGGAUCAUCCGUACAGCCCUCUCCUACGACACAAAAUUGAUGCUCGCCGCGAUUAUCUCCCUCCUCCUCGUGAUCCUCUUCGUCCUCCUCCUCCACCUCUAUACCCGUUGGUACCUCCUGCAAGCCCGCCGGCGAAGCCGCUCCUCCGUGACUGUGCCGCGCGUCCUAGGAUCUAGAUUACAUAACCGCGCUAGUUUCACCAUCAUCGACACCACUACUAAUCCUGGUAAUUCUUCGAAUUCUCCAGGAAAAUUCGGCCUCCCUUUCUCAACCAUCGCCUCAUUGCCGCUAUUCGUGUACAAAGUCUCAUCCGAGGAAGAUCGUGAUUCCGGAUUAGACUGUGCAAUUUGUUUGAGCGCUUUCGAGGAGGAUGAGGUCGGAAGGAAAUUACCUGGAUGCGGACAUGCAUUUCACGUGCAAUGUAUAGAUAUGUGGUUGCACUCUCAUUCAUCAUGUCCGAUUUGUCGAGCAUCAAUCCGGUGUAAUCACAGUAAUAAAAACGAUCAUCUGGAAAUCCAAAUGGCUGAUCAAGAGCAAGAAUCGGAAUCUGUCGGAUUGACAAUCAGUAACGAGGAAGAACUGCGAUUGGAGAAUGUAGCUCCAAUAAGCGACCAGAUCACGGAGCCUCAUGAAACGGCGGAUGCUGCGGCGGAGAACGACUCUGGAGUAGGUGGUUCAUCAUCGUCUUCGAUUGGAGAAUCGAUUAAAAAGCUCCUGAGCAGCAGUAGCAGUUGCAGCAGCAGCAGCAGAUCCGGAGGUAAAAUUCAUCCUUCAUCGGAUGAUAAUGGAGAUGAAUCAGAGGUUUGAUGUUGAUAAUGAUAGGUUCGUUUACUAAAAUAGUCAUCGUAAACAUGUUACUAUGAACAAAAGUUGUAAAAAUAUAUAUGUAGUGAAAUGAGGUGUUUGGGAGUCAUAAAAUCAUUGAA
Lactuca sativa (garden lettuce) is the source of this 1090-nucleotide messenger RNA. It is a transcript of the gene ATL63, whose product is annotated as TOXICOS EN LEVADURA 63. The record is from RefSeq and is a predicted model, not a curated record. Gene Ontology annotation, biological process: protein ubiquitination. Gene Ontology annotation, molecular function: transferase activity. NCBI's taxonomy places the organism in Eukaryota, Viridiplantae, Streptophyta, Magnoliopsida, Asterales, Asteraceae.